AUGGCUACAGGAUGUCCCAACAAAAGUUAUUGUAUCCCCUCCAUCCAGUUUGAAGAAGAAAAGGCAAAGGAGAGAAAUGAGCCCUCUCCACUUCAUGAGGACACUAAUUCACCAAGAGAAAAUCUCCUCGAGCCUGAGCACAAGCAUCCGAGUCAACUGGCUAGAGUAGAUACUGUAACAGGGUUUUACAAGCCCUCACCCACUAUUGAGGAGGCAUUUUUAGCCUUCAAUGACAUCAAGAAGAUUCUUAGACCACCAAAGACGACUGGUGGCUACAAAGACCCUGAGCUUGACUCAGUCUUUCGUCGCUGA
Molecule: messenger RNA, 312 nt
Organism: Suillus discolor
Lineage: Eukaryota; Fungi; Basidiomycota; Agaricomycetes; Boletales; Suillaceae
Exons: 2
Coding region: 1-312 (103 amino acids)
Source: RefSeq, a predicted model, not a curated record